Molecule: messenger RNA, 1248 nt
Organism: Erythranthe guttata (spotted monkey flower)
Lineage: Eukaryota; Viridiplantae; Streptophyta; Magnoliopsida; Lamiales; Phrymaceae
Source: RefSeq, a predicted model, not a curated record
AUGGUCGACGGUUCUCAGGCUUGGCAAUUUAUUGACCGUAGAAUAAUAAACAGAAAUAAAAAAUCAGGAAGAAAAUUGUUUGGACCAAAGAACAAGAACACCAGUUGGAAUAAUAAUAAUAACGACGGAGUUGAGACCCAGAUCGAUAAAUCGAGCAACCACCCUGGGACUAAGAGGAUCGAACGAAAACCUGAAUAUACUACCAAAAAGGACGAUCAACUACUAAAAGACAGGACAAAAUCGCCGUCGCAGAAUAAAUUUGAGCUGCUGCAGAACUUUGAAAACCAGAACAACAAUGGCGAAACAGAUGAAAUCGAAGAAGACGACGAACAAUACACACGUGGCAAGGGCGCGUGGGAAAAUAAUCAUUAUUCUCAGAUGGGCGGUGACAGCUACCCAAUAGACAAAAAACAGCAAAAGACAAACGAAGAAUAUUCCAAAUCUCCUUUGGGAAAUACAAAGGAAAACUCAAACACGCAAGUAUUAAUGUUUCCCGAGGGUGCGACGUUUCAAAACCCUAAUUCAGAUGACGUCACUCAACACGCCAGCUCUACAGUACUACCCACUAACUUGAAAAAUGACGAUUUAUAUUCCAUGCAAGGUGAUUUAAUUUUUCCACACCCCUCAACCCCUCACACACCACUUCAGCAACCUUCACUGCACAAUGACUCCCAACACUCCCCCCUUAUCUCCACCACACCGGCACCACUCCCCACCAACCACUCUGCAACUUCUUCCCCAAGCCCCGGUCAUGGAAAGUCCCCCUCCGAUCGUGGAGAAUGGCUUCCCGACCUCUCCAGUGACCCCACAUAUCCACCAGGCUUCGAACCUGUUUUUGAAUUCCAGUCGAACCCCACGAGCUCCUUCUCCCCUCCUCCUAAACCUAAAUCCAGAACAACUAGGUCAUCCACUCGGCCACCUCCCAAAUCGCAACCAAAUGAUAAUGGUGGGUCCCCACACCUAUGUGAUCCAACCCUACCACCAGAAUCCUCACUUCUUUGUAAACCCACCUUCAACAGCAAGGAUGUUGGUGGAUCUGGCACAAGAAAGAGAGCCAUUCGUCAGGGGAAGAGAGUAUCAGUUCCGAAUGAUCCUACUCCCACUAAACAAUCUAAACGGCCCGGGGCCAUUCACGACCUCGUUGUUGAACCCAAACGACAAUUCCAUGCCGAUUCCAGGCAUGAUAGGGUCCUCGUCCCGAACUUACAACCCUCCACACACCCAAAUGAGAAUCCUUUCAUGGAAUAG